This is a messenger RNA of Meloidogyne enterolobii, 1023 nucleotides long. Lineage: Eukaryota; Metazoa; Nematoda; Chromadorea; Rhabditida; Meloidogynidae. The record is from the annotation of a GenBank genome assembly.
AUGCCUGAGGACCACCGUGUUAUAAACCCCAAAGAUCGAAAAACUAUAGGGGGAGUAAACACAAUUUUGGGAAAUUCCCCUUUUCCCCAAAACCAAUGCCGUACAGACACAAACAUUCACGUUAUUGCUGCACGCAUAACAAGUGAAGAUCCAGCUGAAGGUUUUCGUCCAGCUAGUGGAUCUGUUGAAGUUUUAAAUUUUCAAUCGAAUCAAAAUGUUUGGGGCUAUUUUUCUGUUUCCAGUACUGGAAAGGUUCACGAAUUUGCUGAUUCACAAUUUGGACAUUUGUUUGCUAAAGGAACUACGAGAUACGAAGCCAUUUCCGCUCUAUUAUGUGCCUUAAAAGAAUUAGAAUUGCGGGCCACUUUUACUUCCCAAGUAAAUUAUUUGGUUGGAUUAUUACACGAUAAAGAAUUUGAAAAUAAUGAAUUUCAUACGGGUUGGUUAGAUGCUAGAAUUGCUGCUAGGGUACAAUCUGCACCUGAAUUGCCUGUACAUGUUACUGUGGCUAUUGGGGCUACUUUAGUUGGUUAUACCCGUAUAUCAGAAGUAUUUUCAAAAUUUCAAAGUGCUUUAGAACGUGGACAAAUAUUACCCAAAUCUGGAUUAACAGAAACAUGGGAAUUAGAAUUAGUUCAUUCAAACAUAAAAUACAGCGUUAUGGUUAAUAAAUUUGGGCCAAUAAAUUAUUUGGUUCGUCUAAAUGAUUCGGUUGUAACUACAAUUGUUAGAGAAUUGGGGAAUGGAACUUUAAUUAUUAUUUAUUCACAUCAAGCUUAUACUUGCCAUUUGGAGGAGGAGUCUGAACGUUUCAAAGUCGUUAUUGGAAGAACAUUAACAAUAUUCGAAAAAGAAAAUGAUCCAUCAAUGUUACGUUCAAAAAAUGCUGGACGUUUUAUGCAAUAUUUAAAAAGGGAGGGGGAUUAUGUUUCUGUUGGGGAAGUUUAUGCAGAAAUGGAAUCAAUGAAAAUGGUUAUAAAUUUGGAAGUGUCUAAAGCUGGUGGAAGGCUUAUACAGGUAUAG